GCAACACGUGCGGUGAUGCUGCUGAGCUGGAUCCGCAGUGACAACAUGGAGGCAGAGCUCGUGGACAGCUUUAAUAACAUGUCUAAAGCGGAGAUCCUGAGAGGAAUCGUCACCGAGAAACUGACAACAGCCGCGCAGGAAAUCUUAGCGGUUGUAGAGAGAACCGUAGCCGGUUACGAGGAGGAGGCUUCGGGCUUCAGGCAGGAGAUCCACCGGCAGAGGAGGCAGCUGGAGCUUCUCCUGCAGCCUCGGGACCUGCAGUCUCCUCAAACAGGAGACAGCAGGUCGGCGUUAGACUGUGACUUCCCACCCACCAGUCAAACCAAAAGACUGCAGCCUCUGAAGGUAAAGACGCUGACACCAGAGGAGAUCUACAGGAGCAUCAGGUCCACUGGGCAUUCAGCCCUCUACCACCGCCCGCAGAGAAACAAUGCUGCUGCUGAUUCUCCAUCCACUCCUGAUCAAACCAGAGUUCAGUCUGACAGGAGGAAGCCUGGCAGACCUUGGAUCAGUAAACCACAGGACCAUGUAGACCUCAGGAUCCGCAUCCUGGAGGACUCUCAUGUUGAAGUGCUCUUAGCCAGCGAGUCUGCAGAGGAGCUGAGGAGUCAUCUUCAAAGUCACCAGAAAACACACAGCUGUAAGAUCUGUGGAAAGUCUUUCCUCUCCAUCACUGGCCUCAACGGACACGUCGCUCGACACAAAGGAAAGAAACCGUACGAGUGUAAGAUUUGCCACAAAGCGUUCGCUCAGAGGUCGGUGCUAAGGAAUCACAAGUGGGUCCAUGAGGUGGAUAAGCCACACAAAUGUGAUUUGUGCCAAAAAUCAUGUGUUUCAAAGUUUGAUCUGACACGUCACAGGUUGACCCACACAGGUGAGAAGCUGCACCGCUGCAACAUGUGCGGUAAAUCCCUCCGCAGCCUUGAAACUUUAUCCCAACACAUGUUGAGUCACUCGGACAGAGGCCGCACGUUUGCAGCAAAUGCAACAAAGGAUUUUUAUGCAACUCAAACCUGGUGACUCACAUGAGGGUCCACACUGGGGAGAAACCUUACAAGUGCUCUGUCUGCGACAUGGCCUUCAGUCAGAGCCACUGUGUGAAAAGACACAUGAAGUCCCACCACAUUGGAUCAGACUGCCGCAAGACUGAAGCUCAGAUUCUGUCUAAAAGAAUUAACGGCACUAAAAGUGUCAAACGUGUCCGGUGAUUUCAGAUGAUGUGUUUGCACAAACUGUUUUGUUGUUAAAUAUUUUGAAAAUGUACUGCAGUCCAGGAUAAGGAUGGCUAUAAUCUACAUUUUGGUUAAUGUCAAGAAAUCCCCUAAAAAGACUCAAACCAACACCAUGUUAGUCCUCCUCGCAAUACUGUCUGACUUCCUGUCUGUGGCUCUCAGCUCCGAGCCCAUUGGUUCCUGCUGAAGAUGUAAAUCUUUAAAAACAUCUCACAGAUAGUUUCAGUCCCAAGAAAUGAUAAAAGCUGUUUAUGGUAAUUAAUUGAAAUUUAAUAAAGUUAAAGAAGUAUGUAGUCGGGAUGUUUUAGCCAUAGACUACACCUUACUUGUGGGAUAUUUUGCCCUUCGUGGAUUCUCCUCAGGUCAGAGUGAUUAAUAUUACAUAUUAAUAAAACAAAAUCUGUUAAAGGUAUAUACAUUUCUGGUGGACAUCUCCACAUCUUAUCUACAGAAAUACAUGUCAAGCCCACAAAAAUGUUUUUAUAUUAUGUUUAUGGGAGGAAAAUGUGUAAUAAUGUAUCUAAAAUAGUGUUAACAUGUAUUACAUGACAUGAAGGUUUUUUAAAUGACGUUUUUAGGGUUUUUUUAAAGCAAAAAUUGUUUAUUUUUUUUACACUUGAUGGAGAUCAUUUUUACUGAAAAUGGGGAGUUGUUAGAUAUUGUUUUUCCUUUUAUUAAUGACAUUGUUUUAUUGAAUCCAGGACUUUUACCAGCACCCAGUCAAUGUUUUAAAACACAUGAAUAAACCGUAUGUAGAAAUUCUGCUGGAA
This is a messenger RNA of Siniperca chuatsi (mandarin fish), 2002 nucleotides long. RefSeq names its product zinc finger and SCAN domain-containing protein 31-like. The record is from RefSeq and is a predicted model, not a curated record. The coding region runs from base 16 to 1020 and encodes 334 amino acids. The transcript is spliced from 6 exons. NCBI's taxonomy places the organism in Eukaryota, Metazoa, Chordata, Actinopteri, Centrarchiformes, Sinipercidae.